Messenger RNA from Polistes dominula (European paper wasp), 1239 nucleotides. Its product is annotated as zinc carboxypeptidase-like. Lineage: Eukaryota; Metazoa; Arthropoda; Insecta; Hymenoptera; Vespidae. Gene Ontology annotation, biological process: proteolysis. Gene Ontology annotation, molecular function: metallocarboxypeptidase activity; zinc ion binding. The record is from RefSeq and is a predicted model, not a curated record.
AUGUAUAAACUUCUUGUUUUGGCAUUGGUUACCUGGGUAUCAGCCCAAAAAGCAUCUUUUAACAAUUACAAAGUAUUUGGUGUUCUUCCACGUACGGAAUCUCAACUCCAAGUUCUUCGUCAAAUUGAUCAUCACAAUGGCUUUUCAUUAUGGAACGAUCCAAGUAUGGUUAACGCAACCAUAGACGUUAUGGUGUCACCAGACAAAUUAAUCGAAUUUUACGAACUAAUGGAUUCACUUGGAACACCAUUUGCAAAAUUCAUCGACGACGUUCAAGAUUUGAUCGACAACGAGAUACCUAUGGAACAAAAUUAUGCCAAAUCUGGUUUUAAUUUGAACACGUAUAACACUUUGGCAGAUAUUCAUGCAUACUUGGAUAGUUUAGCACAACAACAUCCUGAUAAAGUUGAAGUAAUCAUCGGUGGAAAAAGUUACGAAGGUCGUCAAAUAAAAGGAGUUAAAUUAACUUUUGGAAGUAACAAUCCUGGAAUUGUGAUAGAAGGUGGAAUUCAUGCUAGAGAAUGGAUAUCACCUGCAACAGUUUUGUACCUGAUUGAUCGUUUUUUGAACAGUGAUAAUCAAGAAGUUAGGGCAUUUGCUGAAUCACAUAAUUGGUACAUUUUCCCGGUUACCAAUCCUGAUGGAUACGUUUACACCCAUACCAAGAAUCGUUUAUGGAGAAAAACACGUAAACCAUAUUCAACUUUCUGUUACGGUUCUGAUCCAAAUAGAAACUGGGGAUACAGAUGGAACACUGGUGGUGCCAGUUCAAAUCCUUGUGCAGAAACAUACGCUGGAAGUGGUCCAUUUUCUGAUAUAGAAACUAAAUCAUUAUCUGAAUACAUUGAAUCGAUAUCUGACAAAUUUUUCGCAUACGUCUCGUUCCAUAGUUAUUCACAAUUAUUACUUUUCCCAUAUGGUCAUACAACGGCUCAUCUUGAAAAUUACGACGAUUUGUUGGCUGUUGGUAAAAAAUCUAUAGCUGCUUUAGCUAAAAGAUACGGCACUGCAUAUCGUACAGGAAAUGUUGCAGAAACUAUAUACAUAGCUACAGGAAGUAGCGUUGAUUGGGUCAAAGGAUCACUUCACAAACAAAUCUCUUACACUUACGAACUUCGUGAUCGUGGAAGGUAUGGUUUCAUACUUCCAGCAAGUCAAAUUACACCAACUGGUGAAGAAACUUUGGACUCGUUAGUUGCAUUGUUCAAGGAAGCAGCAGCACGUGGUUAUCCCAAGUGA